AACUCCUGAUCUCGUGAUUCACCCACCUCGGCCUCCCAAAGUGCUGGGAUUACAGGCGUGAGCCACCCUACCCAGCCCGUGAACAUUACUUUUUAUAAAGACUAGCUUAUACUUGAUGAUUGUAGUCUCUUCUUAGAAUAUUUAUGUGUGUUAGUCCUUUGAGGGAUGGCGAACAACAUUGUAUGUUGAAGCGACCCAAGAGAUCCUAACAACAUCAAUGAGGUUACAGUAGUACACAUAUUUAGGGUAUAUCUCAGGUUUACCUUUUAGGUCUUUGGUUGCAUCUAGUACUCUAAAUUGCUCUCAUUGCCUCCUCUUAUGCUUUUCCUUUUUCCUAGAGUGGGAUCCUUUAUAUGUUUGUUUAAAGUUUUUUUUUUUUUUUUUUUUUUUCCGAAGAAAAUGAACAUCUUUUAGAGCUCUGAUUAGAUGACCAAUCAGAAUGUAUCUCUAUGUGCAUUCGACUUGGAUUGUUACUCUGCCUUUUUAUAUGUUGUAAAGGGUUUGUGCAGAUCAUCUUAGCAGUAAACAAAAACAAAGAUUUGGCUGUUUGGAAUGAGAGUGGCUAUAAUAUUAUUUCCCCUGAAUCGAGAUUUAAGGCAUUGGAACUUGUAGAACUAGCAGAAUAACCCGUAAGUAUGAAGUUUUGAGUUAUAGUGACUAAAUAUAGGAAAAGUGCCUUCAGAAGUUUUUCAAAUAGCAUGAGCAACUAUGGUGUUUCAAGGUAUUAAUUAUGUAGGAGUUGUGAAUGGGGAGAGGCAUUUAGUUGCUUGGUCAUAAUACUUACAAAGGGGGUAACUAUUUAGCCUAUUUCUAGUUCAAAUGGGUUUCUGACCAUAUUGAUCAUUUUAAGGAUCCAUAAUAUAUAGAGAGAGACUUUGGAGUAUGAACCCUGAAGUCAGACUGCCUGGGGUGAAUACCAACCCAGCUACUUGGUCACUUAUCCUCUCUUGUCUGUUUCCUCACCCAUGUAAUAAGGAUAAUAAUACCCUACAGGGUUGUAGUAAAGAUUGAAUGAAAUAACAUUUGUAAAGUUCUUAGCACAAGGGCCUAACCCAUGCUGUUGCUGCUGCUGCUGCAACUGUUGUUUCCCUUGAAUGUCAGGAAAGGCUUUUAGGAGAUUGAUACUUUCAUUAUCUAGCAUAUACUGCACAUGGCACAGUACACCAUGAAAAAUUGAGAAAGAUCUCCAUGAGGUGAACUGUUCAAAAUACUUUGUGAAUAAGCUUAACCAGUACUGUCAUCAAAGAGUAUUUUUAAGCAUUGAAUAAUAGCUAUGAUUAUACCUAUAUGCUUAAUUUGAACCUGUUAAUUAAUGGUCAUUUCCUGUUUCCCAAUCACUAGUUUAUAUCAUGUUUUAUGAAAUCAGUUUUUUGUAAAUAAAUUAGUCUAAAAGCACAUUAUCUGCAGGUAAGGUGUUUGGCUUUAGCCAGUUAAAUAAAGCCUGACUUUAUUAAAGCUGUUCAUUUAAUUAGAAUGAAUUUCUUGGUUCUGUGGUUACAUAUCAGGAGAAAUAUGGCCAGUGGUAGAGCAGGUUUCUGACUUUGAAAAGCUUUCAUAGUAUAGACGUUUUAACAAGGUAAUUGAGGAAUUAAUUUUCAAAUUUUCUUCUGGCCUUUUCUAUUUACUGAUAAUUCAUUGCUGUGAAGGUACUAAAUUUUAUUAUUUGGUCUAUUUAUUAGUUCAACAAAUAGUUUUUGAGUGCAUACUAUUUGUAAGACAGGAGCUAUGAGAGCAGGAAUGAUGAAUCAGAUAUAAAUUAUGUUUUCAAAAAGCUGGCGUUUUAGGAGUGUUCAGUUCUCAUUUGUAACCUUUCAUGACCUUUUAAAAUGUAUCCCCUCUACCUUAUUAUACUUUAAUAGAUAUUUGUUUUUUCUCUGGUUUGCUAUACUUAAUACAGCAAAAAUGCCCAUGCCUGUGAGAUUUGAUGGGAAAGAAAGAAGGCCUGUAGAGAUGGCCCUGAGGAACUUUGCUAUGAAAAAUUGUAAGGAUCAUGUCAUAAGGAUAAAGUAAUGUGAAUAUUUAUAGAUACACAUUAUUUGUCCUACUUGUUCUUUAGUCAGCUAGUUGAUACCUAUCAAAGGUUGGCAAAUUUAGAUUUAUGCCAGGGUUUGUUACUUCUGCUUUAAAAUAACCUAGUGAGAUUUAGCUGAUGAUCAUUAGUCACAUUAGACAUUAUUAUUAACACAUCAAAAAGUUGUCCUUGUGUUCAGUAUUGUUCAAAGGAUCAUUUUUAAUUUGAUUUAUGCCAAUGUGUUUUUGAUUGCUAAGAUUUCCUAAAGACUCAGUGUUCAGCCUGCUUCCAGACGGGCGAGGAGACUCAUGGUCUGGUUCUUGGACUUGCCUAACAGCAUGGCUCCUAAACGCCAGUCUCCACUCCUGCCUCAAAAGAAGAAACCAAGACCACUACAUGCUUUGGGACCGGAGGAGACAUCGGCCUCUGCAGGCUUGCCAAAGAAGGGAGAAAUAGAACAGCAAGCAAUUGAACACAUUGAUGAAGUACAAAAUGAGAUAGACAGACUUAAUGAACAAGCCAGUGAGGAGAUUUUGAAAGUAGAACAGAAAUAUAACAAACUCCACCAACCAUUUUUUCGAAAGAGGUCAGAGUUGAUCACCAAAAUCCUAAAUUUUUGGGUAACAUUUGUCAACCAUCCACAAGUGUCUGCACUGCUUGGGGAGGAAGACGAAGAGGCACUGCAUUAUUUGACCAGAGUUGAAGUGACAGAAUUUGAAGAUAUUAAAUCAGGUUACAGAAUAGAUUUUUAUUUUGAUGAAAAUCUUUACUUUGAAAAUAAAGUUCUCUCCAAAGAAUUUCAUCUGAAUGAGAGUGGUGGUCCAUCUUCAAAGUCCACCGAAAUCAAAUGGAAAUCUGGAAAGGAUUUGACGAAAUGUUCAAGUCAAAUGCAGAAUAAAGCCAGCAGGAAGAGGCAGCAUGAGGAACCAGAGAGCUUCUUUACUUGGUUUACUGACCAUUCUGAUGCAGGUGCCGAUGAGUUAGGAGAGGUCAUCAAAGAUGAUAUUUGGCCAAACCCAUUACAGUACUACUUGGUUCCUGAUAUGGAUGAUGAAGAAGGAGAAGGAGACGAUGAUGAUGAUGAUGAAGAGGAGGAAGGAUUAGAAGAUACUGAUGAGGAAGGGGAUGAGGAUGAAGGUGAAGAAGAUGAAGAUGAUGAUGAAGGGGAGGAAGGAGAGAAGGAUGAAGGAGAAGAUGACUAAUAGAACACUGAUGGAUUCCAACCUUCCUUUUUUUAAAUUUUCUCCAGUCCCUGGGAGCAAGUUGCAGUCUUUUCUUUUUUUUUUUCAACUUGUGCUCAGUCGCCCAGUUCUUGAGGUCUCUUUUCUGUACUCCAUGGUUCUCAACUUAUUUGGGGGGAAAUACCUUGAGCAGAAUACAAUGGGAAAAGAGUCUCUACCUCUUUCUGUUCGAAGUUCAUUUUUAUCCCUUCCUGUCUGAACAAAAACUGUGUGGAAUCAACACCACCGAGCUCUGUGGGAA
This is a messenger RNA of Cercocebus atys (sooty mangabey), 3493 nucleotides long. Its product is annotated as protein SET-like. Gene Ontology annotation, molecular function: chromatin binding; histone binding. The record is from RefSeq and is a predicted model, not a curated record. NCBI's taxonomy places the organism in Eukaryota, Metazoa, Chordata, Mammalia, Primates, Cercopithecidae. Gene Ontology annotation, cellular component: nucleus; chromatin. Gene Ontology annotation, biological process: nucleosome assembly.